AUGCCAGCAGAUCACCAAGCCCACAAAGAAUGGCUUGUAGGAAUAAUCAAGAAAGUCGACGACGAUGAGCAACCCCUUCACCCGGUCCUAGAGGAAUUCAAAGAACUCAUCGAAUCCAACACACGCAUAUAUAUGCUCUUGAGUUCAAUGUUCAACGAAGUCCCACGAAACAAGCGAUACGGCCACGACCCAACAGGUAACCCCGAAAUUCGUGACUAUAACCAUUUCCUGCUUGUUAUCAAUCACCUCCUCACCACUGCACCUUCCUGGACCGACAAGGCACACCGCGUCGGGCUAGUCGGUCUUCCCAUCAAUGCCGUCCUCGACUGGCCCAUGGGUACACCGAGUGGGUAUGCAGCCUUCCUAGAUCCCGAUAUCAACGUGAUGAUCAAGAAGAUCCUGAAUGCGUGGGGUGAGUUCCUGUGCUCACCCGGAUCCGCUGAAGUUCUGAAUGAUACUUCUCAUGGAUGGUUCAGUAAGACUGGUCGUCGGGAUCUUACAGCUGUUGCAAAGAUUGGUUUACUGGCUGAGACGGAUUUGAAAUUCCAUGAUAUGUUCGAAUGUGACCCGACUGCGCCAAAUCACGGAUUCCAGUCGUGGGAUGACUUCUUCGUCCGCACCUUCAGACCCGGAAUACGUCCCGUGGAGGACCCGCAGGACGGAAAGGUUAUCGCUAACGCCUGCGAGUCGCAACCGUAUAGGCUCGCGCGCCAUGUUCAUGCGCGUGACAAGUUCUGGAUUAAAAGUCAGCCAUACUCUGUGCUUGACAUGCUGGGCCAUGAUGAUCUUGCGUCGCAGUUCGUUGGCGGCACUAUUUACCAAGCAUUCCUUAGUGCCUUGAGCUAUCACCGAUGGCAUGCGCCUGUUAGUGGCAAGGUCGUCAAGGCUUAUGUUGUUGACGGUACUUACUAUUCCGAGCCGCUGUUUGAAGGUGUUGGAAACCCGGAGGUCGGGCAAAAGGAUAUUGAUAUGGCGGGUCAGGUCACUUCCCAGGGGUAUAUUACUUCAACUGCGACGCGGGCACUUAUUUUCAUUGAAGCCGAUGAGCCAGCCAUUGGGUUGGUGGCGUUUAUUGGAGUAGGUAUGGCAGAGGUGUCGACUUGUGAUAUCACUGUCAAGGAGGGGGAUAGAGUGGAGAAGGGAGAUGAAAUUGGUAUGUUCCAUUUUGGUGGUUCGACACAUUGCCUUCUUUUCCAGAAGGGUGUUCAUGUAUCUGGGUUCCCAGAGCCUGGGAUGGAAGAGAACAAGCCUGUUCGAAGUAGACUGGCAGUUGUCUCGUGA
Molecule: messenger RNA, 1281 nt
Organism: Penicillium hordei
Lineage: Eukaryota; Fungi; Ascomycota; Eurotiomycetes; Eurotiales; Aspergillaceae
Exons: 1
Coding region: 1-1281 (426 amino acids)
Biological process (GO): phosphatidylethanolamine biosynthetic process
Cellular component (GO): mitochondrion
Molecular function (GO): phosphatidylserine decarboxylase activity
Source: RefSeq, a predicted model, not a curated record